This is a messenger RNA of Protopterus annectens (West African lungfish), 3411 nucleotides long. RefSeq lists its product as uncharacterized. The record is from RefSeq and is a predicted model, not a curated record. The transcript has a single exon. NCBI's taxonomy places the organism in Eukaryota, Metazoa, Chordata, Ceratodontiformes, Protopteridae. Bases 1 to 3411 code for a protein of 1136 amino acids.
AUGGACAACAACCUCAUCUCAACAAUGAGCAUAAAUACAACUACAGACAACAACCUCAUCUCAACAAUGAGCAUAAAUACAACUACAGACAACAACCUCAUCUCAACAAUGAGCAUAAAUGCAACUAUGGACAACAACCUCAUCUCAACAAUGAGCAUAAAUACAACUACAGACAACAACCUCAUCUCAACAAUGAGCAUAAAUGAAACUAUGGACAACAACCUCAUCUCAACAAUGAGCAUAAAUACAACUACGGACAGCAAUCUCAUCUCAACAAUGAGCAUAAAUACAACUACAGACAACAACCUCAUCUCAACAAUGAGCAUAAAUGCAACUAUGGACAACAACCUCAUCUCAACAAUGAGCAUAAAUACAACUAAGGACAACAACCUCAUCUCAACAAUGAGCAUAAAUACAACUACAGACAACAACCUCAUCUCAACAAUGAGCAUAAAUACAACUACAGAUAACAACUUCAUCUCAACAAUGAGCAUAAAUACAACUAUGGACAGCAAUCUCAUCUCAACAAUGAGCAUAAAUGCAACUACAGACAACAACCUCAUCUCAACAAUGAGCAUAAAUACAACUACGGACAACAACCUCAUCUCAACAAUAAGCAUAAAUACAACUAUGGACAACAACCUCAUCUCAACAAUGAGCAUAAAUACAACUACAGACAACAACCUCAUCUCAACACUGAGCAUAAAUACAACUACAAACAACAACUUCAUCUCAACAAUGAGCAUAAAUACAAUGACGGACAACACCCUCAUCUCAACAAUGAGCAUAAAUACAACUACGGACAGCAACCUCAUCUCACAAAUGAGCAUAAAUACAACUACGGACAGCAACCUCAUCUCAACAAUGAGCAUAAAUACAACUACAGCCAACAACCUCAUCUCAACAAUGAACAUAAAUACAACUAUGGACAACAACCUCAUCUCAACAAUGAGCAUAAAUACAACUACAGACAACAACCUCAUCUCAACAAUGAGCAUAAAUACAACUACAGACAACAACCUCAUCUCAACAAUGAGCAUAAAUACAACUACAGACAACAACCUCAUCUCAACAAUAAGCAUAAAUACAACUAUGGAUAACAACCUUAUCUCACAAAUGAGCAUAAAUACAACUAUGGACAACAACCUCAUCUCACCAAUAAGCAUAAAUACAACUACGGGCAGCAACCUCAUCUCACCAAUAAGCAUAAAUACAACUACAGACAACAACCUCAUCUCAACAAUGAGCAUAAAUGCAACUAUGGACAACAACCUCAUCUCAACAAUGAGCAUAAAUACAACUACGGACAACAACCUCAUCUCAACAAUGAGCAUAAAUACAACUACAGACAACAACCUCAUCUCAACAAUGAGCAUAAAUACAACUACAGAUAACAACUUCAUCUCAACAAUGAGCAUAAAUACAACUAUGGACAGCAAUCUCAUCUCAACAAUGAGCAUAAAUGCAACUACAGACAACAACCUCAUCUCAACAAUGAGCAUAAAUACAACUAUGGACAACAACCUCAUCUCACCAAUGAGCAUAAAUACAACUACGGACAACAACCUCAUCUCAACAAUAAGCAUAAAUACAACUACGGACAGCAAUCUCAUCUCAACAAUGAGCAUAAAUACAACUACAGACAACAACCUCAUCUCAACAAUGAGCAUAAAUACAACUAUGGACAACAACCUCAUCUCAACAAUGAGCAUAAAUACAACUAUGGACAACAACCUCAUCUCAACAAUGAGCAUAAAUACAACUACAGACAACAACCUCAUCUCAACACUGAGCAUGAAUACAACUACAGACAACAACUUCAUCUCAACAAUGAGCAUAAAUACAACUACGGACAACAACCUCAUCUCAACAAUGAGCAUAAAUACAACUACGGACAGCAACCUCAUCUCACAAAUGAGCAUAAAUACAACUACGGACAGCAACCUCAUCUCAACAAUGAGCAUAAAUACAACUACAGACAACAACCUCAUCUCAACAAUGAACAUAAAUACAGCUAUGGACAACAACCUCAUCUCAACAAUGAGCAUAAAUACAACUACAGACAACAACCUCAUCUCAACAAUGAGCAUAAAUACAACUACAGACAACAACCUCAUCUCAACAAUGAGCAUAAAUACAACUACAGACAACAACCUCAUCUCAACAAUAAGCAUAAAUACAACUAUGGAUAACAACCUCAUCUCACAAAUGAGCAUAAAUACAACUAUGGACAACAACCUCAUCUCACCAAUGAGCAUAAAUACAACUAUGGACAGCAACUUCAUCUCACAAAUGAGCAUAAAUACAACUAUGGACAACAACCUCAUCUCAACAAUGAGCAUAAAUACAACUACGGACAACAACCUCAUCUCACCAAUGAGCAUAAAUACAACUACAGACAACAACCUCAUCUCAACAAUGAGCAUAAAUACAACUACGGACAACAACUUCAUCUCAAGAAUGAGCAUAAAAACAACUACGGACAGCAACUUCAUCUCACCCAUGAUAAAUACAGCUAUCAGUCUCAUCUCACCAAUGAGCAUAAAUACAACUACGGACAACAACUUCAUCUCACCAAUGAUAAAUACAACUACGGACAACAACCUCAUCUCACCAAUGAGCAUAAAUAUAACUACGGACAAUAACUUCAUCUCCCCAAUGAGCAUAAAUCCAACUGCAGACAACAACUUUGUCUCACCAAUGAGCAUAAAUACAACUACAGACAACAACUUCAUCUCACCAAUGAGCAUAAAUACAACUACGGACAACAACCCCAUCUCAACAAUAAGCAUAACUACAACUACGGACAACAACCUCAUCUCAGCAAUAAGCAUAACUACAACUACGGACAACAACCUCAUCUCACCAAUGAGCAUAAUUCCAACUACAGACAACAACUUCAUCUCACCAAUGAGCAUAAAUCCAACUACAGACAACAACCUCAUCUCACCAAUGAGAAUAAAUACAACUACAGACAGCAACUUUAUCUCCCCAAUGAGCAUAAAUCCAACUGCAGACAACAACCUCAUCUCACCAAUGAGCAUAAAUACAACUACAGACAACAACUUCAUCUCACCAAUGAGCAUAAAUACAACUAUGGACAACAACCUCAUCUCAACAAUAAGCAUAACUACAACUACGGACAACAACCUCAUCUCAACAAUAAGCAUAACUACAACUAUGGACAACAACCUCAUCUCACCAAUGAGCAUAAUUCCAACUACAGACAACAACUUCAUCUCACCAAUGAGCAUAAAUCCAACUACAGACAACAACCUCAUCUCACCAAUGAGAAUAAAUACAACUACAGACAGAAACUUCAUCUCACCAAUGAGCAUAAAUAUAGCCACAAACAUCAGCCUCAUCUCAUCAAUGAGCAUAAAUACAGCUACCGUCAUCAGCCUCAUCUAA